This is a messenger RNA of Truncatella angustata, 1344 nucleotides long. RefSeq names its product FAD dependent oxidoreductase. The transcript has 4 exons. The record is from RefSeq and is a predicted model, not a curated record. Gene Ontology annotation, molecular function: oxidoreductase activity. Gene Ontology annotation, cellular component: cytoplasm. The coding region runs from base 1 to 1344 and encodes 447 amino acids. Lineage: Eukaryota; Fungi; Ascomycota; Sordariomycetes; Amphisphaeriales; Sporocadaceae.
AUGUCUGGCAAAUUUCCCACAGCGAAUCCUACAGCCUCUUUUUGGCUCUCCGAACCCCAUGAGUUACACGCAUAUCGUUCUUCGGACACAACACCCGAUGGGUGCGAUAUCGCCAUAAUCGGCACCGGAAUGGCAGGCGUAGCGUCUGCCUAUCACAUCCUGACCAAGUGUGCAGCGGAGCACCAGAGGCCCAGCAUUGUUCUCUUUGAGGCACGCCAGGCAUGCUCGGGCGCCACGGGCAGGAAUGGUGGACACAACAAGAAUCUUCUGACCUUCAUCAAAACUAUAUAUGAUAAGCACGGCCCAGCUGUAGGCGAGGAAUUUGUCGAGUUGAUGGGCGCGCAGCGGAGAGCCAUCAAGGCAACGGUUGAGACGGAGGACAUUGAAUGCGAACUACUCGUGAGGAGGUCGUUCGACGCUUAUUUUGAUCCCGUGCAGGCAGAGACGAUGAAAAGAUGGCUCUACGGCCUGCGCCACAAUGGCGUUUUGUGGACGCAGGACAUGCAAUGGCUCGAGGGCCCAAACCUGGAAAGGAUCACGGGCGUUAAAAAUCUAGCAGCAGCAGCCUGUGGUCCUGCCAUCUCCUUGUGGCCGUAUAAAUUUGUCACCUCACUACUGGCACGUGUGGUCGGGAUGGGUGCACUCCUCUACACGGAGACUCCUGUAGAGGUGGUCAAAACAAACGGUGACGAAUCUGUGACGAUCAUUACACCACGGGGCAAGACGAACGCUAAGAAGGUCGUCUAUGCGGCCAACGGCUAUACUUCUUCUCUGCUUCCGCAAUACCAAGGGGUUAUCGUCCCCAAUAAAGGACAGAACUCUAUCCUGAAGCCCUCGGCGAAAAGUCAUCAUGGUCUCAACCUAGCACAUACCUAUAAUCUCGUCUACAGCCCGACCGCCGUCGACUAUCUCGUUCCUCGGCCGGAUGGAAACCUCAUUCUUGGAGGCGCCCUUAACAAAUACUGCAUUAACGCGCAGGACAUGAACACGAAGUGGUUCGACACGGUCGAUGAUACAACUUUGAUCGACGAAAGCGUAAAAUCUUAUUUUGAUCAUACAAUGGCCAAGCACUUCCGUGGUUGGGAGGAUAGCGAAGCCAACGUUGCGAUGACCUGGACCGGAAUUAUGGCUGCGACGCCGGAUAGUCUACCACACGCUGGUCUGGUGCCUGGCACCAAAAACCAGUGGAUUAUUGCUGGCUUCAAUGGAGCCGGCAUGACAAUGAUCUUUACUACGACGGCAGGACUUGCUGACAUGGUUCAAAACGAUAAAACUCUGGAGGAAACCAGCAUACUCACUGCUUUCAAGACAACAGAAGAGAGACUUACAGUCAGGUUUCCCUGA